AUGACUUGUAAGUCGCUCGUAGUUUAUUUCCUGGCGCUAGCGGUGUGGUGCGACGCGCAGGCCAGGGCCCAGAAGUACACCGUGCCGCCGGCCAAACUGGAGGCCAUCUACCCCCAGGGCCUCAGAGUCUCCGUUCCAGACGAGGGGUUUUCUUUAUUCGCCUUUCAUGGCAAACUCAACGAAGAGAUGGAGGGCUUGGAAGCGGGCCAGUGGUCGAGGGACAUCACCAAGGCGAAAAAUGGCGUAUGGAUAUUCAGGGAUAGGAACGCCAAGUUGAAUCUUGGCGAUAAAAUUUAUUUCUGGACUUACGUAAUCAAGGACGGCUUGGGAUAUAGACAAGACAAUGGAGAGUGGACUGUAACUGAGUUCGUCAAUGAAGACGGAACACCGGCCACUGGUCAGCCGACGAUCUCGCCAACGGCCGCGCCUAGUAGCGGGACCAACACGCCGUCCGUGCCACAGCCAACGCCGCCGCGCCGUCCCAGCACAGCAGCGCCCCCUUGUCAGGGCUCCCAGACAGCUGUGUUAGGCCAAACGAACAUAUGCAAGGGCUCACUGAUAUUCAGCGAGGAAUUCGAUAAGAACAGUUUGAAAGAUCUCGUCAACUGGGAUCCGGAAAUCAAGUUUCCGCAAGAGCCGGACUAUCCAUUCAACGUGUACAUGACAGACAGCCUUCGUAUCGAAAAUGGUUUGUUGUCCAUCUCGCCUUCACUUCUAGAGUCAAAGUAUCACGAAGGUUUCCUAAAUGAACAGCUAGACUUGACCAAUACGUGCACCGGUCAGACUGGUACGAGGGAGUGCACGAUGGUCGCGUCGGGCGCCCAAAUUCUACCACCGGUGCUCACCGGGAAAAUUACGACGAAGAAAAAGUUCAAUUUCAAGUUCGGCCGUGUGGAGAUUCGCGCCAAGUUACCCGGUGGAAGUUGGUUGUUGCCAGAGAUAACGUUGGAGCCACGCGACAGCGUCUACGGCAAUAAACGCUACGAAUCCGGACUAAUAAGAAUCGCUUUCGCUAAGGGUAACCCAAUAUUCGCGAAGAAACUUUACGGCGGUCCCAUACUGACGGACACAGAGCCAUACCGUACAUUCCUGUUGAAAGAGAAAAUCGGUAUCGACAAUUGGUUCAAGGACUUCCACAACUACAGCAUGGUGUGGAAACCAGACGGUAUGCAGUUCUUUGUGGACGGCGAGUUGUAUGGAACCGUGGAUCCUGGUGAAGGGGACAGUUAUGGCACCCUUGAUGAAAUGUUCUACGUGGCGCUAGGUCUUAGAGUCGGAGGCAUUCAUGACUUCGCUGACGGUCCCGAGAAGCCGUGGAAGAACAAGAACAACAAGGCGACGGUCAACUUCUGGAACGCUCAGGACAGCUGGUACCCAUCGUGGUUCGACGCCGACAUGAAAGUUGACUAUGUCAGAAUUUUCGCCUUACAAGGAUUGGUACGGCCUUUAACCAAUGUCCGAACCCGCCAACCGGUCUUAUUUCGACAGCCUAAUGGAAUGGGGUACUAUCCAGUAAACCCUAAUUACAACUAUGUAAUCAGAAACCCAGCGCAAAAUGGUGUUUAUACGAAUAGGCAAGGUUUACCAGCGGAUAGAAUAUCGUUCGACACAACGAGUAACAACACUAUCCAGCCAAAUCUACUUUCCGUGACCGAGCCAUGCGAAGUGUCGGUGUCUGAAACAUCUAUUCACGGUUUCAUUUGCAAGGGGCAGCUCUUAUUCGAGGACAAUUUCAAUUCCAACCUCGAUGAUGAUAAGAUAUGGACGUCGGAGAUUUUCAUGCCGGAUCAACCGGACUAUCCGUUCAAUAUUUACGAAAAGAAAGCCCUCGUGGAGGAUGGCAAGCUUGUCAUCCGCCCUAUCACUUUGGAAUCAGAAUACGGAAUUGAUUUUGUAAGGCGGUCAUUGGAUUUGAGGGACAGAUGUACUGCGACAACAUCGAUUAGCGAGUGUUACAGAGAAGCUUUUGGGCCUCAAAUUCUACCACCAGCCAUCACAGCCAAGAUCACAACGAAGAGAACGUUCAGUUUUAAAUAUGGAAGGAUUGAAGUUGGAGCGAAAAUGCCAGUUGGCGAUUGGCUAAUACCCGUUAUUCAACUUGAGCCUCACGAUAACGCGUAUGGAGCGUUGAACUACGCUUCGGGAUUGAUUCGCAUCGCCUGCGUCAAAGGCAACAUUGAAUACUCCAAAAAACUAUACGGUGGUGCUAUAUUGAGUGAAUCAGAUCCGUUCAGGAGUGCUAAUUUAUUUGAAAAGAUUGGGAAUGAUCAAUGGAGUAAAAACUUUCAUAAUUACACAGUUGUCUGGAGUCCAGAUGGAGUGUCUGUAUUUGUAGAUGGAGAAAAAUACGGAGAAGUGUUGCCAAAUGAAGGGUUCUUUGAAGAAGCAAACAGAUACUAUAUGUCGGCACCAACAAAUUGGUUGAAAGGUAGCCUUAUGGCACCGCUGGACGAGAUGUUCUACGUAUCAUUAGGUCUCGAUGUAGGUGGCAUUCAUGAAUUUCCUGAUUCUCCUAGCAAGCCCUGGAGCAAUGCUUCCAACAAGGCAAUGCUCGAGUUCUGGAACUCUCGAAAUAAAUGUGGCUAUGAAGUGCCGCCGGCGAAAUUAGAAGCGAUAUACCCAAAAGGCCUACGAGUGUCUGUUCCAGACGAUGGCUACAGUCUAUUCGCCUUCCACGGGAAACUCAACGAAGAGAUGGAGGGCUUGGAAGCUGGGCAGUGGUCACGAGAUAUUACCAAGGCUAAAAACGGAUGGUGGAUCUUCAGGGACCGGGAUGCAGUGCUGAAGAUAGGCGAUAAAAUAUAUUUUUGGACGUACGUCAUCAAGGAUGGUCUUGGUUACAGGCAGGACAAUGGAGAAUGGACAGUCACAGGGUUCGUGGAUGAAGAAGGAAUUCCCGUCAACAUCAAUGGAACACCGUUAGAGCCGACGACAGAAACGCCCACGAGCACGGAACCCAGUACGUCGGUCUUAGUGACGAAACCUUCCUUAGAGGGGUACCCAUGUCAAUUGUCGGAGUCGAAGGUCUCUGUUCCCGGCUUUGUUUGCCAGGGUCAGCUGCUGUUCGAAGACACCUUCAAUGGACCCAUCGAAAAAGGGCAAAUAUGGAAACCGGAAAUCAAAUUUCCCGGAGAACCGGACUAUCCGUUCAACGUGUACAUGUCUGACAAAAAUAUUUGUGUGAAAGACGGCCAUCUUUUAAUUAGUCCAAUGACAUUGGAGUCAAUAUAUGGUGAGGACUUCGUUAGACAGUCACUGGACCUUUCGGCCAGAUGCACGGGUGUGCUUGGUACCAGCGAGUGCAGCCGUGAAGCGUCGGGGCCGCUCAUUCUGCCACCAAUCAUUACGGCGAAAGUUACCACGAAGAACCGAUUCAGCUUCAAGUAUGGCAGGAUCGAGGUCAGGGCUCGGAUGCCGUUGGGCAAUUGGUUAAUACCGGAAAUUCAUUUGGAGCCCCGUGACAAAGCUUACGGCUUCACAAAUUACGCUUCGGGAUUAAUGCGCAUCGCUUGCGUUAAAGGCAACUUGGAAUUAGCCAACAAACUGUACGGUGGUCCGAUAAUGAGUGAAUCAGAACCUUACAGGACCGCAUACCUUAAAGAGAAAACAUCUAAUGACCUGUGGACGACUGAAUUUCAUAAUUAUACUUUGAUUUGGACACCUAAGAGCAUUUCUCUGUUAGUUGACGGAGAUCAGUACGGUGAAGUGACUCCUGGAAGUGGAUUUUACGAAGAAGCAAAGAGGAACGACGUGACAGCAGCAUCUCAGUGGCUGAGAGGCAGCGAGAUGGCUCCUUUUGAUGAAUUGUUCUACAUCUCAUUGGGGCUUAGCGUUGGCGGUAUCCACGAGUUUCCCGACAGCUGUCCUAAGAGUAGACUCCGUGCGAGUGUUCGCUCUGUAAACGGUGUUAACUACACCUGCCCAUCGGUUCUUCAGGAUGAAGAAAGGUUCAAGUCAAAAUGUUGGAAC
Molecule: messenger RNA, 3969 nt
Organism: Iphiclides podalirius (scarce swallowtail)
Lineage: Eukaryota; Metazoa; Arthropoda; Insecta; Lepidoptera; Papilionidae
Source: the annotation of a GenBank genome assembly